Messenger RNA from Oppia nitens, 1230 nucleotides. RefSeq names its product glutamate receptor-like. Lineage: Eukaryota; Metazoa; Arthropoda; Arachnida; Sarcoptiformes; Oppiidae. The record is from RefSeq and is a predicted model, not a curated record. Gene Ontology annotation, molecular function: glutamate-gated receptor activity. The coding region runs from base 1 to 1230 and encodes 409 amino acids. Gene Ontology annotation, cellular component: membrane. The transcript is spliced from 5 exons.
AUGUAUGCCAAUCAAAGCUGGGGUAGCUAUGAUAACCUGACGGGCACAUGGUCGGGUAGUGUUGGACACCUAUACAAUAAGACAGCCGAUCUGUCCAUAUGUGAUCUGACCCGUACAUACGAGCGCUCGAAAGCGGUCGACUUUAGCCGGGCCUACCUAUUGAUACCGUUAACAUUUGUCUCAACCCGGCCGGGACUCAAAUCGCGUCAAUGGAUAACACUAUCGCCGUUUGCACCCAUGGUUUGGCUAUCGAUGACCAUAUCGUUUAUACUAUCGACAGUAGUCCUGCACCUCCUCUACCAUAAAUGUGUGGCGAUGCCUACCACUAGUAGUGAUUAUGAUGAUGAUACAUUGGAUACCGGUGCUCCUCCUCCUCCUAAUAAACCUAAACUAUUGAUCGACUAUAUAUCCAUAUCGUUAAUAGCGGCACUAUUGCAACAAUCUAACAUACGUGUGCCGACCAGCCAACCAGUCAUACUGGUCUAUAUGUGCCUAUGGUUUCUAAUAUCAUUGGUAUUGAUGAAAGCUUAUUCGGCUAAAUUUUACUCAAUACUAACCCUACCCGAGCACCGGGAUCCCAUUGAAACACUUGACGAUCUGGAACGGGCAGCCGUUUCGGGACAGUACGAUAUUAUAACCUAUGCCCAGUCCUAUUAUCACGAUGUGUUUGCACUGGCCGAUUGUUGUAGCGGUUCAUACUAUCAUAUUGGCCAGAAUAUGUUGGCCGUCAGCCGACUGCCGGCACCCGAAACGGCCGAUCAGGGAAUCGAUUUAAUUAACAACUAUAGCGGCGGUGGCGGCGGCGGUCCCGAUGAUAGGGGUGUCAUAUUUGUCAACACAGUUGUGUCGCUAUGGUUUGCCGUACGCAGUGGUGCCAAACGGGCUAUGCAUAUAUCUGGUGAGACACUGAUGAUGGACCACAUGGGUAUGGCUUUUAGGAAGGGGUCGCCAUUGAUCCAGCCAAUCGCCAGAUUCCUAGAGAACGGCUUAUUCGAGCAUUGGUUGAUCCGUACGGUUAAUAGAGUGCCCGCGCGAUACCAUUUAGACGAACAGCCGGUGCCGAGUGAAGCCAUACGUGAUCUACUACUCAAUGAUUUGCAAAGCAUUUUCUAUAUUUGUUUAAUGGGUUUCAUUGUAGCUGUUAUUUUAACCGCAAUAACUAGCGAUAUAUUGGACACGUGUUUCGGAAAGAUAUACUACUUUCCUUCAUCAGCACUGGCGGUCAACUGA